UGCCAUUUAUGUCCUCAUCUCUCUUAGCUGUUAUGCAUCAAUCGGUGGGUCAUGCAUCUAUACGUUCUCUUUCUCUCCUUUCUCUACCUCACUCAAUAUAUAUACACGAAUCUUCCUCGUUAUUUCCUCCCAAGAACAUCUCAAACAGUUUUAUUCUUCAUUCAAUAUUUUGAGACCCCCACACACACACACUCAUAUAAUCAUAUAUCCUCAUAAACCCUAAACCCUACCUAGUUUCAGCAACUAUAUUGUUCCAAAUCCAAGAAAAAGGGUUAGAUUCUUUAUCAAUGGCCAAAGUUGGGAAGCUGACAAAGCUCAAGUCAGCGAUAAAGAAAUGGCCUUCAUUCGCCAAGAACCACCACCACUCAUCCUCCUCAGCCGCCGUCUCCGAUGAGCUCUCAGAGGACAACAAUCUCCAUGUUGUUUAUGUUGGUCAGACUCGAAGACCUUACAUGCUUAGACCGGACAUCAUCUCUCACCCCCUCUUUCAAGAACUGGUGGAUCGGUCUUCUAGAUCUGCAGAACAAGAACGUGAGAUUGUUGUAGCUUGUGAAGUUGUGUUAUUCGAGCACUUGUUGUGGAUGCUUAAGAGUGGUCAAGAAGGAGGAUCCGUUGAAGAAUUGGCAGAGUUCUAUACUUGUUGACAUCGAUUUAUCAAAUUUUACGCAUUUAUUUCGUAUAAUACAUAUGUACUUUCUAUGGUGUUAUUGUUGCUGCUGCUGAUUUGUAUUUUUGACUCGAUCCGGUGUGUGACCAAAACGUGAUCUCGUAAACCAUAUCAUUUGCUUCUGUUUUUUUUUUCCUCGAGCAAUUUUAUGAUAAUGAUGAGCAUAUGUAGCUUCUUA
Molecule: messenger RNA, 845 nt
Organism: Brassica napus (rape)
Lineage: Eukaryota; Viridiplantae; Streptophyta; Magnoliopsida; Brassicales; Brassicaceae
Product: auxin-responsive protein SAUR78-like
Exons: 1
Coding region: 288-644 (118 amino acids)
Biological process (GO): response to auxin
Source: RefSeq, a predicted model, not a curated record